CCCUUCUCAAUUCAGUUUACACUACCGACUCGGAUACAAGAAAAUCAUGCCGGGACCACAGAAAAAGCCAAAGGUUGCGAAGGGAAGCCUCCGUAUCCCUAAUUUUCGCAUCCCAAAGAGUUCGGUGGAGUUAAGGUGCCUCCUUGCCCGGGCAAAUCUACAAUCCACAACGAUUCAUGACAUAGAACCUGGCUAUCUAGGAUCCGGGUCAGGUGUCAAUGAAAGGCAAUAUGCCCUUUUUCUCUCGUUCUCUCCAAUGACCAAGAGCCGCCAUCGGCUGGUGAAAGAACUGAAGGAUUUCGGACUAGAGAAACAUUGGGAAUCAGCACGGGAAAUUGUCGAGCAAUCCUCUGAGUUCAGUAGAUAUUUGGCUAUCCUGAAAGGCGUCCAAACAGUAACAGGAAUGAGACCGUCCAGUGAUGCCUGGCCCGGCGCCUUCAAGCCGACGCGUGACAUGCAGGAACAAGUGGUACAGGUAAAGGGAGUUUCGACUCUGCGCGAGAGCAAGCGCAGAGCGAAGCCAGGAAGUCCAGGUCCACCGACGAGAUCCACAGCGAGGAGAACGAUUGGACGAAGACUGGGACGAAUAAUAGUCGAUUCCUUUAAGCCCGGCCACGACCAUAGUGAGUCGGAACUAGAUGCGAUCUCUGGGCCAGCUUCGGGUGAUACUGAUGCGGCCUCUACCUCAAGCGGAGAUGAUGGCGACCCGACAUUCAUCGCCGAUAACGACCUACCAGAUGCUGAUGAUGAAGCCAGCGUGAAUACCGCCCUUAUACUACUACUAAAAGAGCUCUCACAGUUAAUCGCUAAUGUCAAAAAUGAGUGGACGGUCGAUCACCUAAGCUUUUCGCCCAAGUUUGGGAAAGCAGGGUACAUCACGAUCACAGACGGUGGCUUACGGUCGAAGGCCACGCAAGCCGUCCUCUACAUCGUAGAAGCAAAGAAACGAAUAAUCAUGCAGGAAACCGCGGAGAUAGUAGGAUGGCUUCAGCAAGGUGUCUCAUCGCUCCUGAUCUCAACGGCCAUUAAAACCCCGGGGACGCACCUCCAAAUGAGGACAUAUGGCCCAUGGAACAUGCUCAGGCCUAAGGAUAUAAAAGAUUUCGCCACUCUAAUUGUUGAUAUGAUGCUCUUGGCAGAGGAAGCUGUAUAG
Molecule: messenger RNA, 1153 nt
Organism: Aspergillus sclerotioniger CBS 115572
Lineage: Eukaryota; Fungi; Ascomycota; Eurotiomycetes; Eurotiales; Aspergillaceae
Exons: 3
Coding region: 47-1153 (368 amino acids)
Source: RefSeq, a predicted model, not a curated record